GAAUAAGAGGAUCGCGCCCCAUACAUAAGCUUCUUCAAAGACCGAAAAAGAGUGCAACAUAGGCGACGAGCGUGAAGCCCACCGCGAACCAAGUGACGAUACUGCAAUUAUCUCGAAAGUCCCAGAAGGCACUGACGUCAAACAAAGACAAGAGUAGCUGAACAAUACUCCUGACGCACCACAUGGACCUUGCCCAAUCAUUUCGGGUCAGCUCAACCAAACCACAGAGUCCCCGCAAACUUGACUGGAUCAAGAAGGGACUCGAGGAGGAUCGUGGAUACCUGUCGGAUGGCGGCAAAGUCAGUAUUACCCCUACAAGUCCUGCACUGCCGCCGCGAACACCACGUGCAUCAUCGGCGCAACGUCCAUCAACAUAUCCUCAGCCAUCCUCACUCACCACCCGCCCAACUCCGCAUUCCAGUAAGACGCUCUCAGAUGGGAAGCCAAAUAAAAUUCUGUUCUAUCAUGCCCACGACCCACACUAUGGUUUCACUAAUUUCUCAUCCGACCCCAUUGAGUACAAUGGAAAGAAAUACCCCACGAGCGAACACCUCUUCCAGUCGCUGAAGGUAAGCAACUUUACCAACAGUGCCAUCAUCUGAUAUGUUACUCACCACUGCCAUAGUUCAUGGAACGCCGUCCCGAGCUCGCAGAGCACAUCAGAACGUGUUCCACGCGUCCGCGUGUGGUAUUUGACGAAGCCCACAGGUUCAGCCCUGAAGUGCGAUCUGA
Molecule: messenger RNA, 732 nt
Organism: Suillus subaureus
Lineage: Eukaryota; Fungi; Basidiomycota; Agaricomycetes; Boletales; Suillaceae
Exons: 1
Coding region: 183-602 (139 amino acids)
Source: RefSeq, a predicted model, not a curated record